AAGACAACCAAACCUGCCGUAGAAUAUGCUGAAAAACAAGACAAGGUAAGUUGGGGUUUCAAAGACAACAUGGUGAGUUAUUUACAGAAUUAUAUUAAUAUCAUUACGGUGAGUUAUAAUUAGUCAUUGGUUAGCUACCAAAUCAUAAAAUUUUAAUAUUUGGCAUUCAGAAUAUAUUGACAUUUCGAAAUUUUACGUACAGAAUAUUGAAAUUUUAAGUUUUGACAUUCUAAAGAAAAAUUCAAGAUUCUCCAUUACAAAUCUUGAAAUGUCUCAAGAUUUUGAAUACCAAUUAGUGCUUUAAAUACAACAUUGACAUAAGGGGUGGACCAUUUGAUUUUUGAUGGGGGGGUUGUAGGAUUUUUAGACUGCUAGAUAUUUUUUUUUAUUGCUCCAGCCCUGCAGGAUUUUUUUUAAAUCUCCCCGUCCUUGCAUGAUAUUUUUUUUAAUGGAAAUUUAAAACACAAAUUUUGAAGUUUAAUAACUUGACCAUCACCAGCCACUCAAAAUUCACCCUUUAGGCUAUUAAAAACCACCUUUACGUGCAAAUUUUUGCAUCUUUUUUUCAAAGUUUUCAUUUUUCUUUCAAAGUAAUAAAGUAGUUUCAUCCUUUAUUCCUUUUCAGUGUAUUAAAUAUAUUUACAAUGGUUUAUAAUGACAAACUUGCAUCAAUUUUCCUAAACAUUUUUAGGAUGAACCUGCUGAGACUACAUUUGUUAUAUUUAAACCCCUGAGUUCACAGGCAUUAAAUUGUUAGUUGAAAACCAUCCGAUCUGUAUGAUGUCAUGUGUUGGGGGUCGGAUAGCGCAACAAUUUUUUUCAGAGCCUUCGGGUGUCUAAAAAGAGCCCCCCUCAAAACUUGUUUAUUAAAUGGUCUGUUUCAUCUUUUUCAGUGUACAAAGAAAUGCAUCUCCACUAACCUGCUGUUGAUUUCCCAUGCUGUGCCUCAUACAUGCCUUCUCAGAGAAAAAUAUUGGUUUUGCAUUUUUAUAGGAAUGUGACUAUUGCAUAAAAUAUUUUACAAUAAGCAGUCUGUAGAAAAUAGCAUUCUCAAAUAGACCUAUCUUAUAGACUGUUGCAUUUUUAUUGUUACUGUUGCAUAAAAUAUUUAUAGAGAAAAAUUUCCAUUAUUAUUUAUUGAUCAAAUGAUUUUUAUUACAAAUCACAAUUUGCAGUAUUUUAAAUAUUUAUAGAGAGAAUUUCUUCUCUCCAAAAGCUGCGAUUAUUUUGGUCAGCACCGAGUAUCGAGACCUGGCUGCUCUGCAAAGCCACUACCCGAAGUCCACAUUUAAUGCACUAGCUCUUCAAAUCUGACAAAUCUGAUUGCCUGAAAACUGCAGAAUGAGUGCUCAGCACAUGUUCAAAAAUUGGGACCAGCCAGGGGAAUCACUUCCAGGUGCUGACCAAAAAGAUUGCACCCUCUGGAGAUGAGAAUGUUGCAAAUAGCUAUUAAAGCUUUGCACCUUACAUUUAAAUUUGGCUAGAUAUGCAGAUGUACAGGAUGUUGAAGACAACCUUGUUCAUUUAUGAAGAAAAUUUUAAACUGUUAUUAUUCUUAAGGCUCAAUUGUUCUUGAUGGAUAAAUAUAGACAAUUUCUGCCAGCUUGUGGUUUAUUAAAGACAUUGUUAAAUAAACAUUUGUCACUACAGUUGUCAAUAGGUGAGAAAAUCAGAUUGGUAGUUGACCCCUUUGAAUCAUCUUUUAUAUAGGUACAUGAUCUAUAAAAUUACAAUAUUUCAAUGCCUAAAUAACUAAAACAAUUACGUUUUAAUUUAUGUGCUACAGACUGUUUACUAUUAUUUUCUUGGCUUGAAAAUAGGCAAUGAACACAAAAGUAAUAGAACUCUGCAAAAACACGAAUGACCCAGAGGGAAAAAAUGCUCUUCGAUCUAUUUGAUCGUCUUUUGUCUCGUGCACAUAUCCAGCGCAUCCGUUUCACAUUCUUUGUAUAUUUUGAACCCUGCACCAAUUCAAUGUGGCCUGCCUUUACUCUUGUUUGUUCAAUUUCCUUUUCCAUAAAGUAAAUCUUAUUUUGUUACAAAAAUACCUGCACGUGACAACUGUUAGGGUGGGAAUCUGAAUGCAUGAAUAUCUUUGAAUCAUAAUAUCCUUCUAGAUCAGAGGGUUCACUUUAAUAGGAAAUCUAAUUGAUAAAUCAUGCGUCGCGCUUGCAAAAUACUAAUUCACGCAUCAAAAAAUGUGAUGCCCAGUCCUGUAUCAUGUGACUCACAGCUACUUUUGGGGCCGUCACGCAUCACGCAAAAUCCUUUGCCACGCCCAGGUUAAGGCUGCUCGAUUUUUUUUCCUUCUUUAGAAUUCUGCAAGAAAUUUUUUUUUAACCAGAAACAUAUGCUCGAUAUUUUUUUUGGGAUUUGCACAACCCCCCCCUCCCCAUCAAAAAUCAAAUGGUCCACCCCUAAAGUGCAUUUUUUUACACACACAGGCUGAACAGGGCAUGAAACAAGCAAACUAAGUCGGAUCAUUUUACGUUUCUGGGAAACUUUCCACCUACCCCUCCCCUAAAGCAAUAUUUUGCCCUAAGUGAGAAGUAAGUGUUAAUGUUGGCUUAGGGGAGGGGUAGGUGGGCAGUUUCCCAGAAACGUAAAAUGAUCCACAAAGUCUUCUACCUACAACUCCAGCCGGUCCGUACUACCUUUACCAUGGCUUAAUUCUUUAGUAUAGCUAAGACUUUGUCGACACGAAUCCAUUUAAAAGACAUUAAACGAUCUCGCAAACAAAACGAUUGUUAGAGAGGAUAAAAUCGUGACAGAUAAAUAUUUGCCUGCGUAGCAAGCGUUUCCGUUACGGAAUUUUUGGUUUUGGCCGCGUGAAACCGCACAGAAACGCCUUUGCUAUGCAGGCUAGAUAAACAGCAUUCUCAUAUACUAUUAACACCUGUAAUAAUACGACGUGAUUUAACCUACCUUGAGUUCUUUUUCAGCAAUGCCUGCAGUUUUAUCUACUUCGGGCAAGGUCCUGACCACUUCAACAUCUAUGGAGGAAGUAAAUACCUCUUAUUAGCCGAGUUUUCGGUCCGCACUGUAAAUUACGGACUGAGUUUUUUUCCAUCGAUUUAUGGCCCAGGCGCGAAGCGCGCGGGCCAUAAAUCGAUGGAAAAAAACGAGGAUCCGUAAUUUACAGUACGGACCGAAAAAACGAGGCUAAUAAGAUGUUUAUUAUAUGGCUUCUUCCUGUUUGGGGGACCGGAAACAAGUGCAGGACGCACGAUUUGACAGUCAUUUGACAGGUGUCAAAAAAGAAAGUUUUUAUUGGCGCACGAAAACAAUAGCACAUAACAAAGGCUUUCCGAGAAAGUAAAAACAAAUUCGCCAUGUUAAAAAAGUUUAUUCGGUCAAAACUAAGAGCACUGUAAGUUUUAGCUCUUUAGUGUAACGCUGGAGUAUUUUGAAAACCGCACACUGUGUCUGUCUAGAAGUCGUUUCCAUCUUUCCCCCGUUUGUCCUUGUGAAAAAACACUGCAAAAGGCAAAGAAGCUUUUCAAGGUAAGUUUGUUGUCAUUGUCGAAGGAUUCGCUCGUUAAUUGUUUUUGUCUUUCUGCCAGUUCAUUCUCGUCUUCAAUGGUGAUCUGCGUUAAAAUGUUCAAACACUGACUAGAAUUCUCUUCCUCGGUAAGGUUACGAUUCAGUUUCUACAACAGCUUCGUUCUCAUUAAAACAAAGCUAGGUUAAAAUUUGGAAAGGUAAGGUCAACAUCUCAGUCCUCAGGGUUUACAUACAUAUUUCAAAGUUUAUUCGAUGGAAACUACGAGCACUGUAAGGAUGUAAGUAUUCACUCGUUAAUGACGCUGGAGUCUUUUGAAAACUGGACAUUAUUGUGUCUGGCUCGAACUCGCUUCUAUCUUUCUUUCUUUGGUCUUUGAAAAAGCACUGCAAAUGGCAAAGAAGCUUGUCAAGAUGAUCGGGUGCAGGUAUGUUUCUUAUCAUAUUUGUUGAAGGGAUUACUCAUUUUCUCCAAGGCAAAACUUCUCGAAUCUCUGCCUGUCGAUUUUCGUAUUCUUAACUGUGUACCACGAUAAAAUUUUCAAACACUGACUAGAAUCCUCUUCGAUAAGAUUACGAGUUAGUUUCUUCAUCGCCUUCGUUCACAAAUAAACACAGUUUAAAAUGUUGAAGGCCAAAGUCAACAUCCAAGUCCUCAAGGUUGACAGGCGUCUUAUAACUUUAUUUAAACAUUUUUUCCGCGGUAAAGAGAUUUUGACCUCCAAAAUGAGCAUUUUUUUUUAAACGUUUUGGUCCGUAUAGCAAGUUACGGACCGCAAAUUGACCAAUAGCAUGGCGAAAACAGACUCAACCAUAUCAUAAAGUCAGUUACAGGGACAACAAAGAUGAAAAAUAAAGAUUAUUAUCGAGUUAAAAUAAAGCCUCAUUUUAAUUGCAUUUUUUCACCAAUAGUUAUCAUUAUUGCCCGCGCGGACAAUGAAAUCGGCCAGCGGACGUUAAAUUUCCACAAAUCCUUGGCCUGCCGCACCCUUUACUUGGCGUUUCCUUGACAAGAGUCCUUGUUGAGUCAUCACCGUUGGCAAAUAUCAAUUCUGACAAGAGGACCGAGGACCGAGGACGCCUGGGAACAGGGCUGCGAAAAUUCCGUAACGGACACGCUUGCUACGCAGGCUAAUAUUUAUCUGUCACGAUUUUAUCCUCUCUAACGAUCGUUUUGUUUGCGAGAUCGUUUAAUGUGUUUUGAAUGGACUCGUGUCGAAUUGGUCUCAACUAUACUAAAGAAUCGAUCAAAUGUCUGUACGAUCGAUCAGUUGUCCGUAAUCAACCAUGAUAAGCUGUCUCAAUUGAUCAGUUUUGCUAAUAAUCGAUCAGUUCAUUGUUGAUCAGCGUAAACUCGGCUUGUAUAAUCUACCAUUAGCUACCAUUGUGCGUAUUUUCAUUCAGUUGUGACUAAAAUCGAUCAGUAGUCAUUAUGAUCAAUGAGUUGUGCGUAUUUUCAUUCACUUUUGACUAAAAUCGAUCAGUUGUUAUAUGAUCGAUCACUAGUGCGUAUUUUCAUUCAGUUGUGACUAAAAUCGAUCAGUUCUUAUACGAUCGAUCAGUAGUGCGUAUUUUCAUUCAGUUGUGUCUAAAAUUAACGGGAAAGGCAGGGUGAAAUUUUUAGUAGUGUCGACUGAUCUAUCGGUCGAUAUAGCGAUCGAUAGUCGGUCGACACUCGGUCGACACUCAGUCGAAAGUCGGUCGACACUCGGUCGAUAUAGCGGUAGAUAGUCGGUCGAUAGUCGGUCGACACUCAGUCGAUAUAGCGGUCGAUAGUUGGUCGAUAGUCGGUCGAGACUAGGACGAUAGUCGGACGACACUCGGUCGAGACACGGUCGAUAGUCGUUCCAGAUAUGUCUCGGCCGAUAUAGCUUUUCGUUCAUCGAUACUUCACCGACACUUCACCGAUGUAUCGGUCAGUAAUUGGUCAACGCUCGGUCGAUGGUCGGCCGACACUUGGUCGAUAGUCAGAAGAUAGCAAGAAAUGGUGAGCCUCACCCCAAUGGCUGUUUUGGUCGACUGAUGCAGGACAUCGCAGAACAGUAUCGACUGUAAAUAGAAAUCAAUGACCUUUGUUAGCUAGCAUUUCCUACAUUUUUUUGGUUGGAAAACAAGAAAUUAGAAAACAUUUCCUAGCUUGAGUAUUGGUGUUAACGCGGCGCAUACUGUUUUCCUUUUAUUGGAUAAUCAAAGGUUACUUACCAUUCAAUAUUAAUUUCUGUUACGCAUGGCCGUCUUUAUUUUGAACACAAUGUAUGAGUAUUUUCCUAGCUGUAAAUUGAAAUCAUUCCCACAAUAAAUGAAUGUGUUCAGUCUGCUGGAUAUUUUGGAAUGGAAAUAGAUAAUAAUCUGAAUUUUUCUAAACAUAUAUCAAAUGUAUGCAAAAGAUUAAUAAUCAAUUUAAUGUUAUGUUGCGCUUUAGAAAACUCAUACGCAAGGAAAUCUUAUUCAAACUUUACAAAGCGUAUAUUUUACCUCACUUUUAUUAUUGCUCCUCUGUCUGGCACUUUUGUGGAGCGCGCGAUGCGGAUAAGCUUGAAGCUUUAAAUAAAAGAAUACUUAGAUUUAUACUUGGAGAUUACUCGUCUCCAUACAACACUCUUCUCUCAAAAGUCAGCUCUACUUCUUUGUUUAACAAACGCAUUCAAAAUUUCCUCAUUCUGUUAUAUAAGAGUUUGUUUUUCACUCAUUUUCCUACUUAUAUGAAGAAUAUGUUUUCACUCCGGUCCUCUUCCUAUGAUCUUCGUGGCAACUACAUUCUUUCACUAAGUAAACCUAAAACAACUACCUAUGGUCUUAACUCCUUUUCUCACUUUUCAGCUAAGCAGUGGAAUGCACUGCCGGACUUUUUUCGUACCAGUUUUCUUGCAGACUUUAAGACUGAAAUACAGGAUGUUACCUUCAUGUAGAUUCUUUUUGCCUGACAUACUUAAACUUAAAAUUGUGAAUGGUAAAUGAUAUUUUCUUUCCUUGCAUUUAAUGUAUAUAUAUAUUUUCUAUAUAGUUUUUAUGUAGUGUCAGCUCGAAGAUAUUAGCUUGUUAGCUACUCUAAAAUUCGAGUAUAAAUAAAGUUUUAUGUUAUGUUAUGUUAUGUGUCACCUUCCUCGGCGCAUUAUCAGCUUGUUCUAUCUGUAGCUGAUCGUUAAACGAAGGACUGUUCCCGUCUUCAAUGCAGAAAUAUAUAAGUUUAAUUUGUGGUCUCCACAAGCGAGAACUUGACGUGAUGAAGCAGGUCAAAGCCCAAUAAUAAAAGAUGUGUAUUCCUCGCUCUUAAAUCAUGUCAUGAACUGCCCUUCCUAUUCAUUAUUCGUCCACUUCGGGACGGCGGGAGCAGUCGUUUCUCUCGUCCUUCUUUAAGUAUUCUUCGACUGCGGGACCACAGAAGCAGCAGAUUCAACUUAGACUCUGACAGGUUCUGUUUAACAGCCAAAAAUCAGACGAUCGGUGAUGAUACAAACUGGCAAAAAAACGGUUACCAUGUCCCUAGUUUCCAGUGCCCUUCGGUUCGCUUCAUAGAGUAAUUGCGCCUCGCACUGCCAAAUGUUCCUCCAUCUCAUGAUAACAGUAAUUAACGAUGCCAUUGCUUAAAAAGAAAGCCAUUGGACUCACCUGCUAAAUUAACACACGACUGAUUUUCGACCGACAGUUGAUCGAUAUGUCACCGACAUAUGACCGAUAGUCGGUCGAGGUGCGUCGUCGAAAUAUCGACCGAUACUCGGCCGAUAGUCUAUCCCACGAUCGACUAACUAUCGACCGACUGUCCACUGACUAUCGAACGACUAUUGACCGCCGACCAUCGAACGCUAUAUCGACCGAUAAAUCGGUCGACACUACCUGCAGUAAACAACAUCUAAUUUUUAAAGAAAGAAAAAUUAACGCGACGUACAAACAGAAACGAAAGUUGUUUAAAGAACAGGGACUAAUUUAUUUAAAGUUGAUCGAAAUCCAGGAAGCCGAUAUUGAGAGUAAUAUUCUUCUCACAGUACCCUGCUAGCAGUGGUUUCUCCAGGCCGGACGCUGGAGAAACCACUACUCGCAGCGACCAUGAAGAUGAAAUGUUGUUACAGUAAUGAAAUUGUGAAAGAUUGAUCGGAAAUUUUAAAAGUGCGCGAAACUAAAGCUAUUCAGUUUUCUAGUUUUCUUCUAAGAAUGUCUGGAGUAGGUCGAGAAUUCUGGGCUAAAAUGAUAGAAGGUAAAAUACAGACAAUUGAUCGAUUUUAGUCACAACUGAAUGAAAAUACGCACAACUGGUAGACUGUACAAGCCGAGUUUACGCUGAUCAAUAGUAUAGUACCCGAUAACUGUUAGAUAAUAAACUGAUUGAUUAUUGGCAAAACUGAUCGAGAUUUGAGACAGCUUACCAUGGUUGAUUACGGAUCAUAUACAUCGAUUUAAACACGACGGAUUACCGAUUGAUGAUAUGCCGGCUGAUCGAUAUUACGUAUCUGGUAGAAAAUUAGCACAAUAUAGUAAUAUUUUAAUUGAUCGAUAACUGGUCGGUAAACCCGAUCCGCAAAACUGAUUGACUGGAGUUCAUAGUAAACUAUUAAGUGAUUGUUCUUAAUAAUGACGACGAAAAAGCAAUAAUGAAAGGAUCAUGAGUCCUUCUUUCUGAUUUUCAGCGCUUAUAUCCAUGAUUCAGAACAAAAAAAGAUUAAAAAUUUAUAACCAAUGAAAAAAAUAAUUUCGAAACAAACGGCGCGCCAUACCCACUUACCCCUCCCCUAAGCCAACAUUAACACUUACUUCUCACUUAGGGAAAAAUGCUGGCUUAGGGGAGGGGUAGGUGGGCAGUUUCCCAAUCCGACUCUGUUUGUUUGUUUCAUGCCCUGUUCAGCCUGUUUGUGUAAAAAAAUGCACUUUAUUUGAGUGUCAAUGUUGUAUUUAAAGUACUAAUUAGGGACACUACUUGACCACCAGUUUACACGGUUUAAGCGCCCCUACCGACUAAGCUAAUCCUGAUUGUCCUGAUUUCUAAUCGCACCUUCUGGCUAAAGCUCUCACGUUUGUAAUCCACUUUUCAGAUAGAGAAGGAUGGUCACCUUUUGGAGCGGAUUGAACAGCGACAAACUGUGCGACAGCAGCGACUUAGAGACUACUGUGAGAAGCACGCUUCAAGCAGAAUUCGAAGCGAUCGAUACCAUCAUCCUGUAAUUGUUAACGAUGAGUACAAAGUAAUCUUCUGCUAUAUUCCCAAGGUGGCCUGCAGUCAAUGGAAACGUGUCUUUCUUGCUCUUGAUAACCGCACCGAUGUGGAUAAUGUGCAUGAUAACAAACAUUUUAAAUUUCUCGUAUAUGAUUAUUCGGACGAGGAUAUUAAAGUGAGGCUAAAAUCGUACUUUAAGUUUCUUUUUGUUCGCGAACCACUCGAGAGGCUUUUGUCAGCCUACAAUAACAAGUUUGUAAACAAGCAAUGGCCUUGGAGAAUAAUUCAAAGUUAUAAAACGAAAAUUUUGAAAAGAUACAAACAAGACGAACCUAGCUCUAAUAGCUCUGACCAGGAUCUUACUUUUAAGAAGUUCAUUUACUAUGUGAGUGAUGUUGGGUUUGAUCGAAAUGAACACUGGCGAUCGUACGGCCCAAUUUGUCACCCGUGUGAUAUAGAGUACGAUUUCAUCGGUCAUUUUGAGGACAUGCCAGAAGAAGCACCUUAUAUCCUACGGCAAACAGGAAUGGAUCGGGCGGUGACCUUUCCUCCGUUUCUUACCCACAAUACUACAAGUCAACUUCUUAAAAGCUAUGCCCCGAUACCCAAGGAGAAGAUCGCUCAGGUGGGUAAGGCCUUUGAAGAAGACUUUGAAAUGUUUAAUUACGAUUUUCCAGGGCCUCUAUCCGAUCUCAUGCACGAUUGA
Porites lobata is the source of this 9353-nucleotide messenger RNA. The record is from the annotation of a GenBank genome assembly. Lineage: Eukaryota; Metazoa; Cnidaria; Anthozoa; Scleractinia; Poritidae.